This is a messenger RNA of Fusarium odoratissimum NRRL 54006, 1993 nucleotides long. RefSeq lists its product as uncharacterized. Gene Ontology annotation, cellular component: membrane. The record is from RefSeq and is a predicted model, not a curated record. Lineage: Eukaryota; Fungi; Ascomycota; Sordariomycetes; Hypocreales; Nectriaceae. The transcript is spliced from 3 exons. Gene Ontology annotation, molecular function: L-amino acid transmembrane transporter activity. Gene Ontology annotation, biological process: amino acid transmembrane transport. Bases 276 to 1844 code for a protein of 522 amino acids.
UUCAUGACACAUUAGCUGCCCACCAAGAGCUUCACCCCAUCCACUGUCCGGUGAUGAUUGGUGGCUCACCGAAUGGCACGAUUCAAGGAUCGUGCCGUUCUGGCGGCCUUCUAGAUUCUUGGGUCCGCUGCGCUGUGGAUCACCCAAGCUUUUUAAUUUUUUGCCUUCCCAUGGGGAUUAAGUUAUGGGGAGGUAUUAAAGAGGAUGGGGAUCCCCUUUGUUGGUGAUGGCUCAUCAGAGAUUGGCUUUUUGUUUUGAAGAACUGAGUCGGAAUCAUGAGUAACGACGAUCUCAAGGGUCUUGAGCCCAAGGCUAACAAGACUAACUAUGUCGGUUCAGACAGCGAAGAGGGCCGUCUUCAACACGCCGCCGAUAACAAACGCCAGAUCGGUGUUCUGAGCGCGUCUAUGCUCAUCUUCAACCGUGUCAUUGGAACCGGUAUCUUUGCUACACCCGGCUCUAUCCUCGCUCUUCUCGGCAGUCCAGGUCUUGCUCUCAUCAUCUGGGUAGUCGGUUCCAUCAUCGCCGCUGCUGGUACGGCCGUGUACCUCGAAUGGGGAACCGGUAUCCCCAAGAACGGUGGUGAGAAGAAUUAUCUCGAGUUCAUCUACCGCAAGCCCAAGUUCCUCGUCACCGGCAUCUACGCUUCGUACAUUCUUCUCAUGGGCUGGGCUUCUGGUAACUCUGUCGUCUUUGGAGAGUAUAUCCUCCAUGCUGCGAAUACCGAGGUUGAUCGCUGGAACCAGCGUGGUAUUGGUCUGGCUUGUAUCACCACUGCGUUCCUCAUUCAUGGAUGUGCUCUCAAGUGGGGUCUUCGUCUUCAGAAUGCUCUCGGUAUCAUCAAGCUCUUCAUCGUCUUUAUCAUGAUCAUCUGCGGUUUUGUCGCCCUUGGCGGUCAUCUCAAGACUGACGAGAAGCCCAACAACUUCAAGAACGCCUUUGAGGGUACUACCGGCAGCGCUUAUGGUGUUGUCACUGCUCUGUACAACGUCAUCUGGAGUUUUGUCGGUUACAGCAACGCCAACUACGCCCUCAGCGAGACUCGCAACCCCGUGCGAACCCUCAAGAUCGCUGCUCCUACUGCCAUCAUCUCCGUCUCGAUCAUCUACAUCCUCGUCAACAUCGCUUACUUCGCUGCCGUCUCCAAAGCUGAGAUCAUUGCCUCUGAGCGUCUCGUCGCUGCUUCGCUCUUCCGCAACGUCAUGGGCCCUGCUGCUGAGCGCGCCAUGUCUGUCUUUGUCGCUCUGUCGGCUUUCGGAAACGUCCUCAGUGUCAUCUUCUCUCAGGGUCGUCUUGUCCAGGAGCUCGGUCGCGAGGGUAUUCUGCCCUUCUCUCGUCUCUGGGCCAGCAACCGACCUUUCAACGCUCCUCUCGCUGGUCUCUUUGAGCACUGGGUCAUCUGCGUUAUUGUCAUCCUGGCUCCUCCUCCUGGAGAUGCCUACAACUUCAUUCUCAACCUCAUCUCUUACCCUCUCGCGAUCGUCAACACCUUUGUCGCUGGUGGUCUCGUCCAUCUCUACCUUCACGGCGCAAAGUACAACUGGAACCCUCCGAUCAAGGCGACCCUCCCCGUCACCGUCUUCUUCCUUCUCAGCAACAUGUACCUGGUGAUCGCACCAUUCAUCGCUCCCGACGAUCCCAGCCAGAACCAGUACAAGAGCAUGCCUUACUACAUCCACUGCGUUGUCGGUAUCGCUAUCUUGGUCGCGGGUGCCUUCUACUGGCUCAUCUGGGCUGUCAUUCUUCCCAAGAUUGGUGGUUAUAGGCUUGUUCGCGAGACUCAUGUCGAUGAGAUUGAUGGCUGGGAGUCUAACCGCUUCCAUCGGGAACCUAUUAACAAAUAAUUGUAAUUGCUUUGAGUUGUCAGCGUCUUUAGACUAGAUUAAUACCCAAAUUGCUGCUUGUUCAACACAACAAUUGACUUUCACCUGAUGAUCUUCGUGGUCCACAAUUAACCGUGAUGCUGCAUGUAAUCGAGCUAUGACUAAGAAUG